Messenger RNA from Leptopilina boulardi, 2876 nucleotides. RefSeq names its product juvenile hormone esterase-like. Bases 292 to 2070 code for a protein of 592 amino acids. The record is from RefSeq and is a predicted model, not a curated record. The transcript is spliced from 10 exons. NCBI's taxonomy places the organism in Eukaryota, Metazoa, Arthropoda, Insecta, Hymenoptera, Figitidae.
GGCUCAUCCGAAUUAUUUCAUAAACGGGUCGUCAUUGUCAUAGUACGCUUUAUAUGUCACUUCGACUAGCACGGAGCGUUCAAUUAAAGCAUCGUCGCGUAUUUGCGUAUGCUAUCUGCGUUUGCACGCAGACAUUCACAUAAUUACAUCGAACAAGAACGCGUUUGAGUUGCUCUCUUGGGGAAAAAGCCCGUGUCCGCGUUUAUACCGCGUGUUUGUUUCGAGUUCGUUAGUGUUAAAAAAAAAGAAACGUUUAUUUUUCCUCUAAUCUCUAUUUAAAAAAAAAAAAACAUGUGGCAAUUAAAAUUCAUGACCGUAUUAUUAAUUGUGAUUGGUGGAGAAUGUGUUCCUCCUUCAGUUGAAACACAAUUUGGAAAUAUUCGCGGUCAAUUUGAAUUUACGGAAAAACUUGAAUUUAAUGAAACAGAAAAAGGAAUAGAGGCUUAUUUAGGUAUUCCGUAUGCGGAACCACCGAUAAAGGAAUUACGAUUUAAGGAUCCUGUAAAAUGGACAAAAAAUUAUACGAAUUCAGAAUUAGUUGCCGAUAAAGAUAAACCACAUUGUAUUCAAAUCGAUUAUAAUGGUGCAAUAACUGGAGAAGAGGAUUGUCUUUAUAUGAAUAUUUUUGUUCCUAAAGAAAAAAAAAUAAAUUCCACAUUUCCCGUACUUAUAUUUAUCAGAGGUGGAAGUUUUAAUAUGGGAUCAACAAAUAGUGAAGCAUUCUCACCAAAAUAUCUUCUUCGUCAAGACGUCAUUCUUGUCACAUUCAAUUAUCGUCUCAACUUUUUAGGAUUUUACAGUACUGGAAAUGAGCACGCACAGGGAAAUUAUGGAUUAAAGGACAUGGUUCAAGUUUUAAAUUGGGUGAAGGAAAAUAUACAUAAAUUUAAUGGAAAUCCAAAUUCUGUAACACUUUUUGGUAAUAGCGCAGGAGCCGCAGCUAUUCAUCAUUUAGCACUUUCUAAAAAUACAAAAGGACUUUUCCAUAAAAUAAUUACAAUGAGUGGUUCAGCCCUAGCACCCUGGGCCUAUCAUACUAAUGAUAACAUUAGAAAUUCUUCACUUAAACUCGCCAAUUAUGCUGGCUGCUAUAAUAUUUCAACUAACAAAGACGAGAAAAUAAAUGAAACGAAUAUAUUAACUUGCAUGAGAGAAAAAAAUGUAACGGAACUCUUAAAAUUGACCCAAAAAUUCGCCAUUUGGAAAAAUUCACCAAACUGUAUCUUUGGACCAACAUUGGAGAAAGAUAGUAAAACUGCAGUAAUAAUAAAAUCACCAAAACAAAGUAUAGAAGAUGGUGAUAUUCACAUUGAUUCAUGGAUAAUGGGAGUGACAUCCGAUGAAGGUUUAGGACUCGUAAACCUAAAUGAAAAUGAUUAUGCAUUUCUAAAGGAAAACUUUACCAAAAUUGGCUCAGAGAUUUUGGAAUAUUCUGAAGUUAUCAAGAACAAGACAAAUUUCACCAAAUCAAUAGUUGAUUAUUAUUUUCAAGGAAAUAUUACCGCCAAUAUAACAACCAACUUUACAAAAAUGAUUGGUGAUGCUGGAAUAUAUUGGCCAGUUUAUAAUAGUUUAAAACAUCAUUUUGAAAAAUUGAAAAUUUACUUUUAUCAUUUUGCUUAUGAAGGAACAUUUUCAAUUCUAGGCAGCGUAAAUCAUCCACAUGGUGUCGCACACAUAGACGAUGUGGGUUCUUUGUUUCCCUUUUUAGAAAAAAUGGGCGAUAAUAAAAAUUUACAAAAAAAUGAUAACGAUAAAACAAUGAUUAAUUUAAUGACGGAAUUAUUUUCAAAUUUUGCAAAAAAUGGAGUACCACAUGCUGAUUUAACGACAGAAUGGAAACCAUAUAAAAAGGAGAAUACAAAAUUCAUGAGAAUAGGAGACAAAAAUACAACUAAAAUUGAAAUGGAAAACGAUUUUCUGGUCGAGAGAAUGCAAUUUUGGGAAUUAAUUAUGAAAAAUACAUCUCAUCCUGAUAAAAAACCAAAUGGAGCCUCAUUCAAUGGUAACAACACCUUUUUAACUUGCCUACUACUAACUUGCCUAGGUUUGUUUUCCUAUUACCUUUAAAAUUAAACAAUAAAUAUAUUAUCAUUAAAAUAAAAAAAAAUUUGUAAAUUAAAAAAAAUUGGAUGAGACAACGAUGAUUAUAAUGCAUCCAAUAAGGCUGUUAUAUUAAUUAAUUUUUAUCAAUAUCAGUUACCAUAAAAAACCCUAAAAAUUAAAAAAAAAAAAACAAAAAAAAAAUUACAAAAAUAAUUAUUUGAAUUAAAAAAUAAUUCCUAAUUUCAUAUUUCUGUAAAUUCUAAAUUUUUCUUUUAAUAUUUCUGUAUCUCUUUUUCUCUUUAUUUAUCAUUAUGAUACAGAAAACAAUUUCUGCCAAAUUACUAAUAAGAAUAACUAUUUAUAAAUGGAUGCAAAAAAAAAAAUAUAUUUGAAAAAGAGAUUUAGUCUGAGAAAAUACUACCGAAAACACCGCCAUAAUUUUUAAAACAUUUUUUAAAAAUUUAAUAAAAUAAAAUGCAUGGAAAAAAAUUUUCACCUGGAACAGCGAUAAGUUUCACCUGGAACAGCGAUAUUUAUAACUAAAACAGCGAAUGUUUUCGCUUAUUCUAGAGAAAUAUAUCGCUAUUCCAGAUAAAGAUUUUUUUCCAUGUGCAAUUGUACUUAGUGCCUAAUUUAUUAUAAGCAAAUUGUACUCUAAGAGAAAGUAAUUAAAAUUUAUUCAAAAAAAUUGUGUAAAUAAGUCAUUGAAAAUUAAAUUCUGUUUUUAAUGAAUUAAAAAUGAUCAGAUUUAAAGAGAACUUUAUAUUAGAUAAAUAAAAAAAUGUAAUACUGUACAAAAUAUAUAAUAAAAUGUAAACAUAAAACACUGA